AUGCCCCCCAAGCGAGUCGCCAUAGUAACAAGCAGCACUCGCCGCCCAAGACUAAACCCAACAAUAACUCAAUACGUGCACGACGUCCUAGCCUCCGACCCAACAAUCCCAACCAAACACACACACGACACAACAAUCGACACAGAUCCAAGACACAUAACUCUAGAAAUCAUCGACCUAUCCGCGCAAUCCUUGCCCCUCUACGACGAAUCCGUAAUCCCAGCCAGCUUACCAGCAUCAGACCCAACACCGCAUUACAGCAAAGCUCACACGCGCGCGUGGUCAGCUCUCGUGCGCCAAUACGACGCCUUCAUCUUCGUCACGCCACAGUAUAACUGGAGUAUACCGGCGAGUCUGAAGAACGCGCUCGAUUAUCUGUACUAUGAGUGGGUGGGCAAGCCGGCGGGUAUUGUUUCUUAUGGGUCGAGGGGUGGCAGGAAGGCGGCGGAUCAUUUAAGGGGUGUGCUUGAGGGUUUGAGGAUGAGGGUUGUUGGGACGGCGCCUGGGUUGCCGGUUAAGUUUACGGGGUUGCCGGUUGGGACUUUGUCCGAGGUGGAGGAGAGGGUUGAGGUUGAUGAGAGGGAUUUGGAGGGGUGGAGGGAGGCUGGGGUUGAGGGGAUGAUGAGGAAUUUGGGGAUGGAGUUGGUUUGUGAAUUGGAUAAGUAA
This is a messenger RNA of Penicillium arizonense, 666 nucleotides long. RefSeq names its product NADPH-dependent FMN reductase. The transcript has a single exon. Lineage: Eukaryota; Fungi; Ascomycota; Eurotiomycetes; Eurotiales; Aspergillaceae. Bases 1 to 666 code for a protein of 221 amino acids. Gene Ontology annotation, molecular function: oxidoreductase activity; FMN binding. Gene Ontology annotation, cellular component: cytosol. The record is from RefSeq and is a predicted model, not a curated record.